GGGCUCCGAAUUCUAAUUCGCCUGCUUAUCAGUCUGUUGCUAACUGUGUACGGCUAAGCAGCUUAUAACGCCAAUCUUCCAUCACUUUCCACAGUUCCUCAGUCAAUUCAUCUCCGCCUUCAAUAGACCAAUACUAUAUAUACCUCGUGCCAUUUGCAGUAAUCCUACAACAAUUUCCAAACCAAGCAUGGCGUCUUUCAAAUCUGCUCUUUCACUGUUGCUGCUUUCUAUAACUCUUCUUGUUAUGGUUGCCGAGGCUGGUAACUUCAACCAGGACUUUCAGAUUACAUGGGGAGAUGGCCGAGCCAAGAUACUCAACAAUGGCCAACUUCUUACUCUCUCCCUCGACAAAGCCUCUGGCUCUGGUUUUGAAUCCAAAAAUGAAUAUCUCUUCGGCAAAAUCGAUAUGCAGCUCAAGCUUGUUCCUGGAAACUCUGCUGGAACUGUCACUGCCUACUACUUACGCUCAGAAGGAUCAUUAUGGGAUGAGAUAGACUUUGAGUUCUUGGGCAACCUGAGUGGUGACCCUUACAUUCUUCACACCAAUGUGUUCAGCCAAGGCAAAGGAAACCGAGAGCAGCAGUUCUAUCUCUGGUUCGACCCAACCGCGGAUUUCCACUCCUAUUCCAUUCUCUGGAAUCCUCAUCGCAUUGUUUUCUCUGUGGAUGGAACUCCCAUUAGAGAGUUCAAGAACAUGGAAUCACUUGGCGUUCCAUUCCCAAAGAACCAGCCAAUGAAACUAACCUCUAGUCUCUGGAAUGCUGAUGAUUGGGCAACUAGAGGAGGGCUUGUGAAGACAGAUUGGAGCAAAGCUCCUUUCACUGCUUCCUACGGGAACUUCAACGCCGAUAAGGCUUGUAUUUGGUCAAGGACCAAAAAAGCAUCUUCAUGCAGUUCGUCAUCGUCAAGUUCUACAAAACCUGGUAAUGAAUGGCUCGCAGAAAAACUCGACACAACGAGGCAGGCGAGGCUGAGAUGGGUGCAGAAGAACUACAUGAUCUAUAAUUACUGCUCUGACAUUAAGAGAUUUCCUCAGGGGCUCCCUACUGAAUGCAAGUCGUGAAAUCAUGACUCGAAUGCAUCGCUCAAUUCUCUGAUUAAUGGUUUUGUUGUAAACUAAUUAGUAGGUUGAUCAAGUUCAUCAUACGUACAUUUUAAUAAAUCAUUCACACCAUGCAGUUUUAUAU
Messenger RNA from Fragaria vesca subsp. vesca, 1187 nucleotides. Its product is annotated as xyloglucan endotransglucosylase/hydrolase protein 22-like. Gene Ontology annotation, molecular function: xyloglucan:xyloglucosyl transferase activity; hydrolase activity, hydrolyzing O-glycosyl compounds. The transcript is spliced from 3 exons. The coding region runs from base 188 to 1063 and encodes 291 amino acids. Gene Ontology annotation, biological process: xyloglucan metabolic process; cell wall biogenesis. NCBI's taxonomy places the organism in Eukaryota, Viridiplantae, Streptophyta, Magnoliopsida, Rosales, Rosaceae. Gene Ontology annotation, cellular component: apoplast; cell wall. The record is from RefSeq and is a predicted model, not a curated record.